AGGCGGUGUGGGCUGCGCGGCUCCCAUCUCGACGGGGCGCGGAGGAGCGGGUUUGUGGGUCAGUUUGGGUCAGGCCGCGACACAACACGCAGGCACGCCGCCACACCCAACCUUAUAUUUCAUACACCUGCCACACUCUUCUCCACCGUCAGCCAGCUUUUUACACUAUUCUAGCUUCCCUGCCCUCAUCCUGCAAGUAUUCCUGACCGUCCGAGACUUGGUGAGGCAUCGUCGCCUGGUCACUGGAAGAAAAUUACCGAAGUACUGUUUUUAACUCAUCUCAACUGAGUCGCGGUGUUCAGUAGUUUUGCCUAAAAUUAUAGAUUCAAGGAUUCUGUCAACAUUUAACUUAAUACUCAUCGCUGAUCGCAAACUGUUCGCAUCAAUGUGGAAGAGUUGAGAAUGGUUACCACUACAAACCGUCACAAGUUGUGUACAAGACAGCUCGCCCCGCCAGUGUGAAAUAGCGCCAACAAAGUUUCGGUGACGACGUGAACCAGCGAGUAACGAGCGACAGCGUCGGUAAAUUAUCCAGCAAGGAGAGGCGGACCUCACUUGAGAAAACUUUGUGACUUAUUGUCUCCACGACUGAUUAUUAGUAUUUGUGAAUGUUUAUCUCUGGGUGAGAAUCACGUGUGCAGCAUGCCGGUGUGUGGUGGAGACACGAAUGCACAUUGUACCAUGAGGGAGAGCCACUGAUGAAUAUUCUCCGGUCACGCGGCCACCCGUAGGAAUGCUGUGUGCCUGGAGGAGCGCGGUCACUUUGGAGGAGUGGGGGCUCACCAGUGUAACAAGUCACACUGAGGCGCGGCGGCUGGGGUAGGCUGCCCCGCCCGCCCGCCCGCCCAUCAUGAACUACAAUUUUACUCUCGAGAUCCUAAACACGUCUUGGAUCUUCGAUGAUUAUGACUUUGAUUUCUCCCCCAAGAAGCCUCCGGUGGUUGACAUCCCGGCAAAUCACAACGUGAGCAUUAAUGUCACGCCCGCGACUAGAGACCAGGGGGAGGUGGUACCGGAGGUGGUACCGGAGGGCAGGGCGCAGGAGUGGAUGCUGGAGUUGGUGGUGAAAUCUGUCAUUCUGGCCAUCAUCGUAGUUCUCACCAUCGGCGGUAACGUGCUGGUGCUGCUGGCCGUGUUCAUGUCCCGUAACUUGCGUUCCUCCACCCAUUACCUGAUCGUUAACCUGGCGGUGGCUGACCUGCUCCUCGGCACCACCGUCCUGCCCUUCAGCGCCACACUGGAGGUAUCAGGGAAAUGGUACUUCGGCCAGGUAUUCUGCGAGGUGUGGGCGACCGCUGAUGUCCUGUGCUGCACGGCUUCCAUCUGGUCGCUGUGCGUGAUUUCACUAGAUCGUUACAUCGGCGUGACACGACCACUGGCGUACUCCAGCAUCAUGACAGAGCGGCGGAUGUGUGUACUGAUCGCGGCCGUGUGGGCGCUGUCCAUCGCCAUCUCUAUCGGGCCUGCCUUUGGGUGGAAGACGCCGCCAGACCCUGACCCCACUGUGUGCACCGUCAACCAGGAGCUGGGUUACGUGCUCUUCUCAGUCACUGGAUCAUUCUACUUGCCCAGCCUGUUUAUCCUUAUCCUGUACUGGCGGAUCUACCGAGCAGCGAUCCAACAGUCUAAGUUUCUGGAGAGUGGCAUCAAGACCACCAAGACAUCCGUGACACUCAGAGUACACCGGGGCGGCGACACGCGCCUCACCCUGAGGGCGCACCGCGGAGGCAUGGGCGUGGGCCUCGCGGCGGGCAUGGCAGCCGGUCUAGCCACCGGUGUGGGAGGCCUCAACGGACACUGUUUAGUAAAUGGGGACUUAAAACCUUCGGAAAAAGAAGAAAAACCUGGUCUAAGAGUUAAUGAAGGGAAGAAGACCAUGUCGAGGCUGAUGCCGCCCUCCCCUAACCUGGGGCUGCCCGUGACGCCCUUCACCUGGCAGGGAAGGCGACGCAGCGCGCGGAACGGUCAGGAUCAAAGCGGGGAGGCCGCUACCUCAAAUCAGGAGACAUCACCCUCUGCCUCCCCCGAGCGCCGCCUGACGGGCCCCACGGGUGGCAAGAUGGCUAAAUUCAGACGCCAAAAGAAGGCGGCCAAGACCCUGGGCAUCGUGGUGGGCGUGUUCCUCCUAUGCUGGUUCCCAUUCUUCUUCAUCCUCCCGCUGGACUCGCUGUGUGGCAGCUGCAGGAUCUCAGAGACGCUGUUCGCUACCUUCUUCUGGCUGGGCUACUUCAACUCCUGUCUCAACCCCUUCAUCUACGCCUGCACGUCGCGUGAAUUCAAGCGAGCCUUCAAGCGGGAUACUGUGUCGCGGGAGGGGACGGGGGCGGCGGCUCCCUCAACCACGCCACCUUCCACUCCGCCAUCUGGAGGAGGGACACUGGAGGACUCAGCCCUAACCCUUCCAGCCGUGGGAUCGAGGGGCUUCUGGCCACCACCAUGCCCCUGGCUGACCCCUGCGGGCGCCGUGUGGAAGGCUCCCAAGGCCCCUUGAAGACCCGGGUUGUGAGUGUGUCUCUGUGGCCUCUAUAAUAAACUGACCAGUAGCAGCUCCCAGCCACCAGGACUCUCUGCCAGCCAAGCCUCAGCCGUGUGCCCAUGAGGGGAGCAUCGUGCGGCGCCCACAGCUGACGAUACACUUGUUCCAUUAAGAGUUUCACUGUAAUGUUGGUGUAGAAGUAUUUCAGUUCCACUCAGGGGAGGGCGGGUUCACCGGGGGAGUGGGUAUCAGGGAUCCCGACUCAAGACUGCGAGGCGCUGAUGUGGCCGCUGGCUCACACUCAGCGCCCGUGACCGUGACAGCGCGAUUGUACCUUAUAGUAGAGAAAUCUUAGUCCUCAAUGUCUUAGAGAAGUAAGAGGAAGAAGCCAGAGGAAACAGGAGAAGGGGAAAUUAUUCUUAUCUUUAUUCUAUCAUUUGCAACAAUGUAUUUUCAGUAUACACAAUGCACACAGAAAUGCCGCACACAAGGAAAAGACAACACUUGCACAUGAAACAAUGCGCACUCGUGAGUCAAAGAAAACAAGAUCUGUAUUCAAGGCAGGCGUCUCUCUCUCUCUCUCUCUCUCUCUCUCUCUCUCUCUCCUCUCCUCUCUCUCUCUUCUCUCUCUCUCUCUCUCUCUCAAUCUCUCUCUCUCAAAAGUUUGGGUGGCGUGUUAAUGUAAGAGAGGAAGACAUUAUACCUUUAUUAGCAUAUUUAAUGAUCUAGAAUGCCAAGUUUUUUACCCGUCAGAUAAUUUCAUUUUGGUGCUCUUGCUUCAGGCACUUGUUGAUAAGGACGAGCACCAGCGGAAUCUUAAGACUAAUGAACACACACACACACACACACACACACACACACACACACACACACACACACACACACACACACAGACACACACACACA
Molecule: messenger RNA, 3382 nt
Organism: Scylla paramamosain (green mud crab)
Lineage: Eukaryota; Metazoa; Arthropoda; Malacostraca; Decapoda; Portunidae
Product: alpha-1A adrenergic receptor-like
Biological process (GO): phospholipase C-activating G protein-coupled receptor signaling pathway; adenylate cyclase-activating adrenergic receptor signaling pathway; cell-cell signaling
Cellular component (GO): plasma membrane
Molecular function (GO): alpha1-adrenergic receptor activity
Source: RefSeq, a predicted model, not a curated record